AGAAUACGUCAGAACAGCAACUAUACUAUAUUGCUGCUGCUAAAGUGCUGGCUGCUGCAUGAUUUCAGCAGACAGCUUUCAAUAGUUUUAGUAUCGUGGCAACUUGUGGUAGCUACUGACAACUUUGCUGUGUGACCAAGUACGUGUGACAAAUACAUAGUGUCGCGUAGAAACAAAAGCAGAAUGUUUUCGCGCGCUAUGUUUAAUUUUUUUUCUGGGGCGUUGUUAAUAAUUGCCCUUAUUCCGGAUGCGGCAUCUUAUAACAAAUAUGGAAGAACUUGUAAGGACAUUGGCUGCCGUACUGAUGAAACAUGUGUAAUGGCCGAGGAUCCUUGUACCGGCUAUACAGAUAAAUGCGGACGAUAUCCGACUUGCCGGAGGACAAGUGAUGUAAGUUGUACUAGUAUGGUUUGCGGAGAGAAUGAAUACUGUAAGAGCGAAAAUGGUGCGCCGAGAUGUGUAAGAAAGCCUACAGGAUUAGCAUUACCUGUGGGACUAAACCAAGUGUCGCAUCGAUCGACAACAAGAACGCCAUUGCCGCCGCCUAGAUCUUCAUCGUAUGGAGGAAGAUUUAGUGGUCACUCCGGUUCCAGAAAUACCGUAGGUGAUGGCUCCAUUUUCAAUCGUUUAUUCGGCAACGACCGUCAUCCUCGACCGACCAGCUCUGUCAGAAGCACUACGCAAACAAAUGGAAACUAUUACAAUACUCACACUCACGUGGAUAAUUAUGGAAACAGAAUUUGGACAUUUUCUGAGAAUGAAAUGAGGACACGAACAAUUCCAAAACGACAAACUAGUUAUCCAACAGCAACCGAAACACACGGCUCUUCAGAUACUCCUAAAAAUUCAGACGACCAAUCGUAUCCUGCUAGAUCUUCUGGUUACCCAUCCAGUUCAGGAUAUCCUGGUAGCAGUUAUCCAAAUUCCGGAUCUUUGAGAACUUCUGAUUCAUCAAAUCAACCGCGAUCUGGUUAUCCAUCCAGUCAAUCAUCCGGUUAUCCAAACAGCGGUUCUGGUUAUCCAUCCAGCGGAUCGUCCGGUUAUCCGACAGGUGGAUCAUCCGGUUAUCCGACCGGUGGAUCAUCCAGUUAUCCGACUAGUGGAUCAUCCGGUUAUCCGUCCAGUGGAUCAUCCGGUUAUCCGUCCAGUGGAUCAUCCGGUUAUCCAUCUAGCCGGUCUAACGGAUCACCCAGCCAUUCUAACAGUGGAUUAUCCGGAUCUCCGUCCAGUCAGUUUGGUUAUCCGUCCAGUGGAUCCUCUGGCUAUCCUUCGAGUGGCUCAUCCAAUUAUCCAUCUAGAGAUAGUUCCGGUUAUCCAACAGGAUCUGCAUAUCCAAGUAGAAAUAGCGGUUCUUCAGGAUAUCCAGAUAAUUCUAGAAAUUUUAAUAGCGAGGAGACUGUUAGACGAACUGGCGCUAGCGCUGUAAAUGCUGGCUAUCCGAGCAAUCUACGCACAUCCAUAUAUCCAGAAGGAAAUCCGCCAUACCGUGGUAACUAUCCGACUCAAAAUGCAGGAUAUCCGUACAAUAACCAACGUUCUCCAUAUCCUAAUCAAGGAUAUUCAAAUGGGUAUCCACAAAAUUAUCCGCAAGCAGGAUAUUACCCCGAAGGACAUUAUCAAGGUCAGAAUUAUAUGACUACUACCAACCGUCCUGGUAUUCGAGAUCAAUUGACAAAUUUUGCCCGAAAUAUGGCAGAAAAGGUGCUGACGCAAACGAUACUAGAUCGCAUCACAGGCAGACAUCAAUAAAA
Molecule: messenger RNA, 1751 nt
Organism: Trachymyrmex cornetzi
Lineage: Eukaryota; Metazoa; Arthropoda; Insecta; Hymenoptera; Formicidae
Product: prisilkin-39-like
Exons: 6
Coding region: 184-1749 (521 amino acids)
Source: RefSeq, a predicted model, not a curated record